AAAUCAAAAUAAGUUUUGAAGACGUCUAGUUGGAAUUGCUUAGGAAAAAGUAGUUAGUACAAAAAUUAAAAUAAAGCUAAGCACACACUAAGGCCAAGCCUUUAACUUUUCUCACUUACUUUAUUUUUUGUCAAAGCAUAACACACACCACGCACACCCCACUCCACGCAAAACAUCUCUCUCUCUCUCUCUCUAAUGUGAAUAUACCCCACCCCUAUUCCUUUCUCUCUCACACACUAGAAAACACACAUCCUAGAAAAUAAAUGUAAAAUAUAUUAUUCUCACUUUCUUUCCUUUCCUCAUUUUGACCGGAACUCCACUUCUCCCCCUCUCUCUAUAUAAACCUUUCCUACCCCUUCUCUCUCCUCAUCCCUCCACCUCUCUCUCUCUCUCUCUGCUCCCAUCCAUGCUAUGCUUAAUUAGGGAUUAAAUUAGCACAGCCGCGUUUUAUCUCUUCUCCUACACCUCUCAAAUGGCUGAAAACUCACCAAAACGCCACCGCGACGACUCAAUUGAAUCCGAUCUCGACGACUCGAGCUCAAGCGCAAAGCGCCAAAAGCCAUAUAACAACAUUCUCAAUCUCCUCGACGAAGAGGAUGAACCGGAGCCGAGCGACGAGCCGAGCGAGGAGCUGAGCCAUGAUUUGUCAGCCAUAUUCACCACCCUCCAGCAAGAACUCUCCUCCUCCUCCUCCGGCUCCGCCACUACCGACUUCGACUUCGAGUCUCCGCCGACGGCGGCGGAGCACUCCCAGCCACCCGAGUGCGGCGGCGGGGAUGAGGACGAGAGUGUGAAGUCCGUGAUGAGGCAUCUUCUAGAAGCUUCUGAUGAUGAGCUCGGGAUUCCAAACACGACGGAUGAAAACGGCGUUGAAAAUUUUAACGCCGCCGAAAAUUUACCGUUUGCAUUUACCGAUCACGGGCUGUGGGAACUUGAAGACGUGGCGGCUAAUUACUAUACUGUUUUACAGUCUGAACUUUUCAUGUAGAAGAAAAAAUUCUAAUUUAUGGGGCUAGAAAUGAGAAGUAGGAAUAUUUAGGUGGUGUAAAGGUUAUAAAAUUGAAACUUAGGGGCAAAUGAAAAGAAAAGUGGAGAAGUUUUAGGUAUUUCAUUUUGGUCUCUCUUCUUUUAUGUAGAACUGCAGAUGAUGUUCCCUUUAUUUUAAACAAGUAGAAGUUGGAAAAAAGCAGAAAAUUACCUUGUCAAUAAAUAUUCUAUUUUUUAUUUA
Molecule: messenger RNA, 1228 nt
Organism: Salvia miltiorrhiza (redroot sage)
Lineage: Eukaryota; Viridiplantae; Streptophyta; Magnoliopsida; Lamiales; Lamiaceae
Exons: 1
Coding region: 473-988 (171 amino acids)
Source: RefSeq, a predicted model, not a curated record